AUGGCUUGCUUAUUCGUUUUCGGUGGUCAAGCUUUAUGUUGGUUAGGUGGCAGAUGGGGAAUGUCAUGGCGUACACUCACUGAAUGUUAUAAAGCAAAUAACUUACAAUCUGCUUCUUUAGUAUGCGUUAACCCCGUUGAACAUCGCGGUGAACCUGAAUUAGUUACUUUAUAUCAUCACAACAAAACUUUUCACUUUAUUUACCAAUCUGAUAAGUAUAUCUACAAUGGUGAGGCUUUCACUCGCUUGCCCUUCCCUUGCGAUGAUAAACCUUCCCUUUCUACUUUCAAGCACUCUAAUGGCUUAUCGACAAGUCAAGUUGAUAACUUGGUCGAAAAAUUCGGUAAAAACAUCUACAACAUCCCCGUUCCAACCUUUUUAUCACUCUUCGCUGAACAUGCCGUCGCUCCUUUCUUCGUUUUUCAAAUGUUCUGCGUCGCUUUAUGGUGCAUGGAUGAAUACUUCUGGUACUCCCUCUUCACAGGCUUCAUGUUGGUCGUCUUUGAAUGUACUGUCGUUUGGCAACGUCUCAGAACCCUCAACGAAUUCAGAACAAUGUCCAUCUCUCCUUACACUAUGCCCGUUUACAGAAACUCAAAAUGGGUCAAUCUCAGCUCUGAAGAGCUAGUUCCAGGUGACGUCGUCUCUAUAGAUCGCACUGGUGAAAGCCUCGCUCUCCCAUGUGAUCUUCUCUUACUUAGAGGCUCCGCAAUUGUUAACGAAGCGAUGCUGUCCGGUGAAUCAACUCCCCUACUAAAAGAAUCAAUUGAGUCUAGAUCUGACGAUGAAGUCUCUGAUGUCGACGGCAACGAUAAAAACCUUCAUGUUCUAUUCGGUGGUACCAAGGUGCUCCAAACCAACCCUCCAUCUCCUGAAGAUGUUUCGGCUCACAAUGGUCUACUAACUCCAGAUGGUAAGGCAUUAGCUAUCGUCCUUAAGACUGGCUUCGGUACUUCCCAAGGUCAACUCAUCCGUACUAUGUUAUUUUCUUCUGAAAAGGUCUCUGCUAACAACUUGGAGAGCUUCCUCUUUAUUGGAUUCUUGCUCAUUUUCGCCAUCGCCGCUUCAGCAUAUGUAUGGAUUAAAGGAAACGAACGUGGUCUUAAGAAAAGUAAGCUUAUUUUGGAUUGCAUCUUGAUCAUCACCUCUGUUGUCCCACCUGAAUUGCCAAUGGAACUUUCACUAGCUGUCAACGCUUCAUUAGUUGCUUUGUCCAAAUUCGCCAUCUUCUGCACAGAGCCUUUUAGAAUUCCUUUUGCAGGUAGAGUUGAUGUGUGUUGUUUCGACAAGACUGGUACCAUCACAGGAGAGGAUUUGGUAGUUGAAGGUGUUGCCGGAAUCGCAAAAGAUCCAAAAGAUUUGUUACCACUACAAACCACGCCUAAGGAAACCACUUUGACGCUCGCCUCAUCACACGCUUUGGUACUGCUCGAUGAGGGCGACGUUGUUGGUGAUCCUAUGGAGAAAACCACUCUCGAAGCCUUGGAUUGGAAGUUGGGCAAAGCUGACACAGUGGCCCCUGCCAACAAGUCAGCUAACCACAAGCACGUUAUCAACAUUAGAAGAAAAUUCCAAUUCAGCUCUGCUUUAAAGAGAAUGUCCACUGUCAACAACAUUGUCGAUGGCCAAGGUCAGAAGCGUACCUUUGUUAGCGUGAAGGGUGCCCCUGAAACUAUCAAGAGUAUGAUCAAAGAUCUCCCACAAGGUUAUGAAGAAACUUACAAGUGGUUCACAAGAAAAGGUAGCCGUGUACUUGCUUUAGCUUGGAAGGAUAUCAAAGCAAGCAACACCGAGAUACCUAAUCUCCAACGUAGUGAUGUUGAGUCUGAUUUGCAUUUUGCCGGUUUCCUCGUCUUCCAUUGUCCACUUAAGCCUGACGCUGUCGCAACUCUCAAGAUGCUCAACGAUUCGUCACACAGAAGCAUCAUGAUUACUGGUGAUAACCCUCUCACUGCUCUUCACGUUGCCAAUGACGUUGAGAUUGUUGACAGAGAUGCUUUAAUUCUUGACGUUGCUGAGGGUGCUAAAGAUGAGAGCGAAUUGGUGUUCAGAUCCGUCGAUGAAAAGACAAUCAUCCCAGUCGACCCUGCACAGCCAAUUAACGAGACAAUUCUUAGAGACCACGACAUCUGUAUGACAGGUGCAGCACUUCGUCAAAUAGAGAAGAAAACAGAGAAUUGGCACGCACUUAUCCAGCACACAUGGGUUUACGCCAGAGUCAGUCCUACGCAAAAAGAAUCAAUUCUUACUACAUUCAAAUCACUUGGCUACACCACGCUGAUGGCUGGAGAUGGAACUAACGACGUUGGUGCACUUAAGCAAGCCAGAAUCGGUGUUGCGCUCCUCCAAGGAACGGAAGACGACUUGAAGAAGAUUGCAGAGCACGCCAGGAUUGAUAGAUUUAAGAAGGUUUACGAACAGCAACUGAAAUUCUCUCAAAGGUUCAACCAGCCUCCUCCACCGGUACCUAAGCCUAUUGCUCAUUUAUAUCCGGACAUGGUCAACGCACAGAGAACAGCAGCUGCUCAACACAGCGUUAGUAGACAAACUCAGACCCAGCCACAACAAUUCAACAUGUCUCAAAUUACUGAAAAAAUGGCUGAUAUGGAGGACGAUAACGAACCACCACAGAUCAAAUUGGGUGAUGCCAGCUGCGCAGCUCCAUUCACUAGCAAGCUCUCCAAUGUUAGUGCCAUUGCCAAUAUUAUCAGACAGGGCAGAUGUACUUUGGUUGCUACUACACAGAUGUACAAGAUCUUGGCUCUCAAUUGCCUUAUUACCGCGUAUACUCUCUCAGUGCAGUAUCUCGACGGUAUCAAAGCAGGUGAUUACCAGUUGACUAUCUCUGGUAUGCUCAUGUCUGUUUGUUUCUUAUGUAUAUCCAAGGCCAAGCCAAUUGAGAAGCUCUCUAAGGAGAGACCUUUAACUAACAUCUUUAACUUUUACAUACUUCUCUCCGUUUUGCUUCAAUUCGCCAUCCACAUAUUCUUCAUGGUUUACAUUACAGACCUUUCAAACACAUUGGAAAACCGCGGUCCAAUCGACCUUGAUGCGGAGUUCAAGCCAACGUUAUUGAAUACCGCGAUUUACCUUCUUGGAUUGUCGCAACAAGUCAGCACAUUCGCCAUUAACUAUCAAGGUAGACCAUUCAGAGAAUCGCUGAGAGAAAAUCCACCAUUGCUUUAUGGAUUAAUGGGAGCCAGUGCAGUUUCAUUCUGCGGAGCAACAGACUUCAUACCAGAGAUGAACAGAUGGUUGCAGAUAGUGGAGAUGACGUACGGAUUCCAACUUAGAUUGUGUGGAUCUAUGGUCCUCGACUUUACGCUUUGUUAUGCAGUAGAAAUAGGAUGUAAAAAACUAUUUGCUAACCUCAACCCACCGGAGUUAGUGACAAGAGGAUCUGAGAGAAGGGAGAAGCGCAGAUUAGAGAAGAAGUCGGCGUAG
Molecule: messenger RNA, 3444 nt
Organism: Wallemia ichthyophaga EXF-994
Lineage: Eukaryota; Fungi; Basidiomycota; Wallemiomycetes; Wallemiales; Wallemiaceae
Product: Cation-transporting ATPase 4
Exons: 6
Coding region: 1-3444 (1147 amino acids)
Biological process (GO): intracellular calcium ion homeostasis
Cellular component (GO): endoplasmic reticulum membrane
Molecular function (GO): ATP binding; ATP hydrolysis activity; P-type ion transporter activity
Source: RefSeq, a predicted model, not a curated record